AUGGCCACCGCUAAGCCUAUCGAGAGCAAAGCCGACUUCGAGGCCGCCAUAGCCGAGCCCACUAAGUUCGUCAUCAUUUACGUCUACGAAGAACACGUUCCCGAAGGCAUGCGCGAGCGCUUCCAAGCUGAAGCGCCCGCUUUCGCGGAUAAGGUUGAGCACUAUAAACUCGACAUCGCGCAGAAUGCCGCCGAGGCGAAGGAGAAGAUGAAUCUCGAGAAGGUGCCGGCGCUGUUGGUAUAUAAGGCAGGCGAGGAGGUGGAGCGGCUGUACGAAUUGGGUGAGGAGAGCAUGAAGGCAUUAGCGGGGAAGUUAUUGGGUUAG
Molecule: messenger RNA, 324 nt
Organism: Didymosphaeria variabile
Lineage: Eukaryota; Fungi; Ascomycota; Dothideomycetes; Pleosporales; Didymosphaeriaceae
Exons: 2
Coding region: 1-324 (107 amino acids)
Source: RefSeq, a predicted model, not a curated record